AUGGCGCUGGCCGUACUCGAUCGCGCACGCCGCCAACACCGGGACUGGUUCGACGACGACGACACCGCCAUCAGUAACCUGCUCGCCGAGAACAACCGCCCCACUGACGACAACAGAGCUGCUAUCUACCGCAGUCGUCGCCUCAUUCAACAGCGACUGCGGGAGAUGCAGGACGCCUGGACUGCUCGCAAGGCUGAGGAGAUCCAAGAGUACACGGACUGCAACUAAUAGAAGAACUUCUUCUCUUCGAUCAAUGCCGCGUACUGUCCGCCAACCAAAGGCGCCUACGACAGUACCCUCUCACAGAGAAGACACAAAUUCUACAGCAAUGGGCCCAGCACUUCAGAAGCGCCCACAACCGUCCCCCCAUCAUCUCCGAUGUCGCCAUCACCGGUCUACCUCAAGUGGAGACCAACACCGACCUCGACCUCUCGUACUCUCUCCACGAAACCUUUGAGGUCCUGCAGCAGCUCUCCAGCGGGAAAGAGUCCGGAUCAGACGCGAUACCUGCUGAGAUCUACAAACACGGUGGCCCCCAAAUCAUAGAUCAUCUUAAGGCUCGUUUCCAGGAGAUGUGGCGUCAAGGAGAAAUCCCACAGGAUUUCAAGGACGGCACAGUCGUCCACCUCUAUAAGCGGAAAGGUAACAGCCAGCUCUGCGACAAUCAUCAAGACAUCUCCUUACCGAAUAUCGCCGGAAAGAUCUUUGCUUGCAUUCUCCUCAACAGCCUGAACCACCAUAUGGAACAAGGUUUCCUGCAGGAAAGCCAGUGCGACUUCCGUCGUCGUCGUGGGAUCACUGACAUGAUCUUUGCCACCUGCCAGCUGCAGGAGAAGUGUCAGGAGAAGCCGAUUCACCUCUACUCUAUCUUCGCGGAUCUAAGGAAGGCUUUUGACAAGGUAAAUCGUUAAGGACUGUGGAAAAUCAUGCAGAAAUGCGGCUGUCCCCAACUGUUAAAUUAGAUGGUGUGUCAGCACCAAGAUGGCCUGAUGGCCGGAGUCACGGAUAAUGGAACUGUCUCAGAGGCAUUCGCAGUGACCAACGGAGUGAAGCAGGGCUGCAUGCUCUCGUCUACCGUCUUCAGUUUCAUAUUCUCUGCCAUACUUAUGGACGCCUACCGUGACAAUUGCCCUGGGAUCCGCAUCGCCUACAGGAAGGACGGCCAACUCCUCAAUCAACGGCGGAUGAACUUCCGUUCAUUAACUUCUCUUCGCCGACGACUGCGCCCUCAACACCACCUCGGAGGAGGACAUGCAAAGAAGUAUGGAUCUCCUCGCCGCCGCCGCCGCCGCCUGCAGCAACUUCGGCCUGGUCAUCAGCACAGAGUAAACGGUGGUUAUACAUCACGCGCUACCCGACGCUGCCUAUGUCCCACCCCAAAUCAACCUGAACAGUGCUCAUCUGUAAGUGAUGGACAACUUCACGUAUUUGGUCAGCGCCCUCUCCCGCAGCACCAAGAUCGAAGAUGAAGUGGUCCACCGGAUUUCCAAAGCCAGUUACUCCUUCGGUCGUCCUCAGAACACAAUUUAAAAUCGCCACGGUCUCCAGCUCAACACCAAACUGAAGAUUUACAAGACGGUUACCCUGCCGAUGCUGCUUCAUUGGAACGCAGACAUGGGCUCUGUACAAGAAGCAGGCACGUAGACCCAACCAGUCCCACCUCAGCUGUCUUCGUCGAAUACUGAAGCUGAGAUUGCAGGAUUGGAUCUCAGACAAGGUCAUACUGGAGCGGGCAAGAAUCCUCAGCAUCUACGCUAUGCCACAACUACGCCGGAGCGGCCACCUUGUGCGGCUACUCAAACGACUCUUCUACGGAUAUGUCACGACGGGUUCACGCCUACAAGAAGGCCAAGUUCGGCGCCAGAAUGAUACUCUGGAAACCUCCCUGAAGCGCCUGCAGAUUAACGCGGAAAACUGGAAAGACCUCGCUUAA
Molecule: messenger RNA, 1933 nt
Organism: Spirometra erinaceieuropaei
Lineage: Eukaryota; Metazoa; Platyhelminthes; Cestoda; Diphyllobothriidea; Diphyllobothriidae
Source: the annotation of a GenBank genome assembly